GCUAUCUUCAGCCACUUAAUCAUCUUCUCCCUCCCUCCUAUCAUUACCCGUCGGCCGAACAAAUCAUACACCAGCUCCCUCUCUCUCUCUCUCUCUCUCUGAUUAUAUAUACUCGGGGGGCGAGACUUCACUGGGAAGAGUGCCAACUGAGAAGAUGAUCCCAACUCACUAAAAUCUCCGAAAUUUCAGAGAAAAAGUGUGCUUGGAUUAGGUUAGAGAGACUAUAGAAGGAAAAUAACGAGAGAGAUGGGGUCCGAGGAUACCAACACUAGCACCAAGAAGCCUCCGCCUGCUUCUCUCACCUUGCUUCUUUCCACCAAAUGCUUCCCUAUCAAGCCUUCCUCGCCAGUGCUGCCGGCAUCGAAUUCUCCAGAAAACAAGGGCUCCGACGAAGUGAACGGGCAUGGGGCAGCUUCGCCGCGCCUCAGUGCAAAGGCAACUACCGCCGCUGCCAUCCGAAAGAAGCCUGGCGGAUGGAAAGCCAUGCCUUACAUCUUAGGAAAUGAAACAUUCGAGAGGCUGGCAACGUUUGGACUGCUCGCGAACUUCAUGGUCUACCUGGUCAAGAUGUAUCGCAUGGACCAGGUGGCUGCCUCCAACGUCAUCAACAUCUGGAUGGGCGUCACCAACUUCGCUCCGUUGGUCGGCGCUUUCAUCUCCGACGCCUACGCCGGCCGGUUCCGCACCAUCGCCUUUGCAUCCUUCGCCUCUUUUCUGGGCAUGCUGACGAUGACCCUGACGGCUUGGCUGCGGCAGCUCCACCCUCCGCCGUGCACCGCCCCGCCACAGUCAAUGAUGAACGCCUCCCACCCGCCGUGCGUCAGCCCUUCAGGAGGCCAGCUGGGGGUGCUCUUCCUGGGCCUCGGCCUUCUGUCCAUUGGCACUGGCGGGAUCAGGCCGUGCAGCAUCCCCUUUGGAGUCGACCAGUUCGAUCCUGCCACUGAGGAAGGAGCGAGAGGGAUCAACAGCUUCUACAACUGGUACUACACGUCGUUCACGGUCGUGUUGCUGAUAACUCAGACGCUAGUCGUCUACAUCCAGGACUCGGUGAGCUGGGUCAUAGGUUUCGGGAUACCCACGAUCCUCAUGCUCUGCUCCAUCGUGCUCUUCUUCUUCGGGACGAGGAUCUACGUGCACGUGAAACCCGAGGGGAGCGUGUUCACCGGGAUCAUCCAGGUGUUCGUGGUGGCUUUCAAGAAGCGGCGGCUGAGGGUCCCGGAUGCCAAAGGUGGCGGGUCGGAGGUGGCGAAGGUGGCAUACUACGACCCGCCGGUGAAGGACGCGGCGUUGCUGUCCAAGCUUCCGCUCACGGAUGAGUUCAGGUGCUUGAACAAAGCGGCUAUGAUCCUCGAAAACGACGUGACCGCCGAAGGUGGGCCGGUGAGCCAGUGGACCUUGUGCAGCGUCCAACAAGUAGAGGAGGUCAAGUGCCUCCUGAGGGUUGGGCCGAUUUGGGCGGCCGGCAUCAUCUCCUUCACGGCCAUGACCCAACAGGGCACGUUCACCAUCUCUCAGGCGUUGACGAUGGACCGCCACCUUGGCCCGAGGUUCCAGAUCCCGUCCGGCUCGCUCGUCGUGAUAUCAUUCCUCACGAUCGGGCUGUGGCUCCCCUUCUACGACCGCAUCCUCGUGCCUGCCCUGAGGAAGGUCACCGGGCACGAGGGCGGGAUCACGCUCCUCCAGAGGAUCGGGAUCGGGACCGUCUUCUCGGUCCUGUCGAUGGUGGUCGCCGGCCUGGUUGAGCGGGACCGGAGGGCCCAUGCCAACUCACACCCUGGCCAGCCGCCAAUCUCAGUCUUCUGGCUGGCGCCGCAGCUUAUCCUCAUGGGCUUCUGCGAGGCCUUCAACAUCAUUGGGCAAAUCGAGUUCUUCAACCGGCAAUUCCCGGACAACAUGAGGAGCAUCGCAAACUCCUUGUUCUUCUGCUCCUUCGCUGGCUCAAGCUACCUCAGCAGUGUGGUGAUCGCGGUGGUGCACCGGGUGACCGGGGGAGACGGCCGGCCCAACUGGCUCGUUAAUGAUCUCAAUGCCGGGAGAUUGGACUAUUACUACUAUCUUCUGGCGGCAAUGGGGAUCGUGAAUUUCGGAUACUUCUUGGUCGUCGCUCAUCGAUAUCGGUACAAAAGUCCUCUGCAGCACAAUAAACCCCAUUUCGAUGUUGAGCUGAGCAGAGCGACCGAUGUAUAGAAUGAGAGCGGCAACGUAGAUUUAGUAGAUGGAGACGCCGAAUGAAUAAAAUGUCGCAGAGCUAUUAUCAGCUUAAUUUGCCUUAGUAGACCUACUUCAAUAUGGUCAUGAAAGAGUAUGUAUUACACUACAUGUGCCCUAUUGAAUCUACGUAUUAUGUUGUCCAUCGUCAACAUGUGACUAUUGCUCCAUUUUCCGA
Molecule: messenger RNA, 2386 nt
Organism: Eucalyptus grandis
Lineage: Eukaryota; Viridiplantae; Streptophyta; Magnoliopsida; Myrtales; Myrtaceae
Product: protein NRT1/ PTR FAMILY 2.13
Exons: 5
Coding region: 247-2187 (646 amino acids)
Biological process (GO): transmembrane transport
Cellular component (GO): plasma membrane
Molecular function (GO): transmembrane transporter activity
Source: RefSeq, a predicted model, not a curated record